CCACUUGCAACUCGGAAGGCUGGUGUCCGAGGCAUCUGGAUCACACCAUUAGUCUCAGAUCGGGGGCGGGAUUCGGGCGCUCAACGCACUACGGAACAAAGUUAGUUUCGUAACACAGGCAAAGUGCUAUGACUAAAAGUAACAUUAUGUUAAGUUAACACAAAGAAAGAAGACGGCGGCGGAUACAUUGCCCAUUGCUUAAUGUCAACAACAAAACAAACUGUCAGUCUCGUGGAAGCUAACCCCGGAACUAACACGGUGCUAACAGGCUACAGCAGCUAGCUCAGGGUGACAGCGUGGGGACUGUCCCAAACACGAACAUUGACUAGAUUUUAGUUUCUGGAUCGGCGGCGAGCAGAAGUGUGAGAGGUCUGAACCACCUGUCGCCUUGAGAUGUCUUCGAGGGGAGGCUUCUCCAGCCCUCCGCUGAACGCGGGUAUGAACCCUAUGAUCGCUGGCCACACACCUGGGAUGAGGAUGGCCGGGAUGCCGCAUAACCUGUCGGGGUACCACCGGUCCAUGGUCGGUGUCCCUCAGUAUCAUCAGCGGCCAGGAAUGCAGCCCCACAGAGGAGGGGCCCCAUUAGGGAGUAUGGGGUCAAUGGGGGGCCAGAUGCCGGGGCCCUCCUAUGGUGGAGGGAACAUGGCCAUGCGUCCAUCCAUGGGACCGGCAACAAUGGAUCCCUCCAGAAAACGGUUCCUUCACCAGCAGCAGCAGCAGCAGCAGCCUCAGGGGGCCAUGGUGGGGGCCCUUAGACGAGGGGCAAAAAGACGCAAGAUGGCUGAUAAGGUCCUCCCACAAAGGAUCAGAGACCUGGUUCCUGAGUCCCAAGCCUACAUGGACCUCCUGGCCUUCGAGAGGAAGCUGGACCAGACCAUCGCCCGCAAACGAAUGGAGAUCCAGGAGGCCAUCAAGAAACCCAUCACACAGAAGCGCAAGUUGAGGAUCUACAUCUCCAACACCUUCACCGCCGCCAAGCCUGAGGCUGAGGACCAUGAGAAGGUGGCAUCCUGGGAGCUGAGGGUGGAGGGCAAACUUCUAGAGGAGUCUGGGAAGCAGAAGAGAAAGUUCUCGUCGUUCUUCAAGAGCCUGGUCAUCGAACUUGACAAGGAGCUAUAUGGACCUGACAACCACCUGGUGGAGUGGCACAGAAUGGCCGCCACUCAGGAGACGGAUGGCUUCCAGGUCAAGAGGCCCGGGGAGAUCAACGUGAAGUGUACCCUGCUGCUAAUGCUGGACCACCAGCCCCCCCAGUAUAAGCUGGACCUGCGUCUGGCCAGGCUGCUGGGCGUCCACACCCAGACCAGAGCCAGUAUCAUGCAGGCGCUGUGGCUGUACAUCAAGACCAACAAGCUGCAGGACUGCCACGAGAAGGAGUUCAUCAACUGUAACCGCUACUUCAGACAGAUCUUCAGCUGUGCUCGUAUGAAGUUCUCUGAGAUCCCCAUGAAGCUGGCGGGUCUGCUGCAGCACCCUGACCCCAUCGUCAUCAACCACCUCAUCAGUGUGGAGUCGCUGGAGCAGAAGAAGACGGCGUGCUACGACAUUGACGUAGAGGUGGACGACCCCCUGAAGGGCCAGAUGAACGGCUUCCUGUCCUCCACCACCAACCAGCAGGAGAUUGCCGUGCUGGAGAUGAAGAUCCACGAGACCAUCGAGUCCAUCAACCAGCUGAAGACCCAGAGAGACUUCAUGCUGAGCUUCAGCAACCACCCCCAGGACUUCAUCCAGGACUGGCUCAAGUCCCAGAGCAGGGACCUGAAGCUGAUGACGGAUGUGGCGGGGAACCCGGAGGAGGAGAGGAGGGCAGAGUUCUAUCAGUCUCCCUGGUUACCAGAGGCUGUGGGCCGAUACGUCUACUCCAAGGUAGCUUCCAACCUGUCGCCACUGCACCAUUCUCAAUAUGGCUCACGAAACAUUUAGGUGCAGCAGCGGAGGCAGGAGCUGGAGCAAGUGUUGGGCAUUCGGCUCACUUGAGCACAUGGCCGAUCCAGCGUUCUAGAUUUCUCAGGCCUUCACUUCCUCUUUUUGGGAUUUCCACACGUUCAGUGUUUCUGCUAGAUUUGUUCUUUUGUGUAAUCCUUAAUCCGAUUUUUGCUUUAAAUUGCCAAACAAGCUCACGUUUUAUACGAUUAUCUUGUGGAACCAAGGGCCAGCAGCGUUUCCGUGGUUAUCUCGCCCGUUGCCAUGGUUUCUAGUCCCAUGAUAAUAAUUUGACCACAUACUUUUUGGGGGCCAUUCUGUGAUAUUAUAUAUGAAAUAUAUAAAAAAUAGUUUGACAUGCUUUAUUCACUUUUUAAUGUUGAACCUAAGCCAGGUUCAGGCCGACUUGGCCUUGUCUCAUAUGUAUGUGGUACGGUGUGCUGAGGCAGUGGUGCUUCCUUUCCUGCUAUUUUUGUGCGUGUGCGAUCAGCAACAGUUGUCUUGUGUUGGUCCUACUUUGGAAAAGCCAUACUCUGUAGAGGGAAAUCCAAGCCAAUUUUGUCAUAUCAGUGAGUGAGCGGGUGGGAUGAAAUUGGUGUUUAUAUCAGAUAUAUCCAUUUUAUUGCAAUGUUAUGUACAUGUUUGUGAUUGGUUAAACAGUUUGGUUUAUCUACUGAUUUUUUUAUUUCUUAUGCAAUAUGCAACAAUAUUCAAAGGCAUCUAUGGAGGGUCUUGUUUAUUUGUAUUCUUUGUGAAAAUCUGUUUUUAGGGGGGUCCACUUGUGUCCAGCUGUUCUGACUCAAUAGAGUGGAGGGGUUGAGAUUUUUUUGUACCACUUGAAUGUUGCCGUGCUGUUCCAGUGUGUUGUGUUGAGUGUCCAUGUCUCCAAGCCAGGAAAGGGAGUUCAUGCUAGGCUAAGUCUGGGGGGCUUCCUGGAAGCUGUAACGCUUGAGUCGUAUCCCCUGAGGUGGAACGCUUUUGAUUACACAGGAAUGUAAAUGCAAUCACAUUGUAGUAAUGAACCAUCUCGAUCCGUGGUUCGCCGUGUUUUGGAAUCGUUCUAUGUUUGGGGAAGGAAUUGUGAAGCUAGCCGGACCCUUGGAUGGGUCUAAACAGUCCAUGUUGUAGCACUGUCUAAAACUGUUCUAAUGAAACCGUUUGGACUUUGUGAAAUGGUGCUGUUUAAGUUCUUUAUUUUUCAUAUAAAUGUUAAUGAGAAAUGUUUGCUUGUUUUAUGGUUCAUCAAAUGAACCAUAUUAUCUUUUUAUACCUUUUUGAUAUAUUUUAAUAAAAUAUCCAACAGAA
Messenger RNA from Gadus morhua (Atlantic cod), 3228 nucleotides. RefSeq names its product SWI/SNF related BAF chromatin remodeling complex subunit D2 (gene smarcd2). The transcript is spliced from 13 exons. Bases 394 to 1923 code for a protein of 509 amino acids. The record is from RefSeq and is a predicted model, not a curated record. Lineage: Eukaryota; Metazoa; Chordata; Actinopteri; Gadiformes; Gadidae.